Molecule: messenger RNA, 2703 nt
Organism: Scophthalmus maximus (turbot)
Lineage: Eukaryota; Metazoa; Chordata; Actinopteri; Pleuronectiformes; Scophthalmidae
Gene: ptger4c
Product: prostaglandin E receptor 4 (subtype EP4) c
Exons: 2
Coding region: 158-1855 (565 amino acids)
Biological process (GO): adenylate cyclase-activating G protein-coupled receptor signaling pathway; positive regulation of cytosolic calcium ion concentration; cellular response to prostaglandin E stimulus
Cellular component (GO): plasma membrane
Molecular function (GO): prostaglandin E receptor activity
Source: RefSeq, a predicted model, not a curated record
GACACAAUCAGGGUUUGAAGCCUUUGUGCUAAUUGAUACCAGAUGUUGCUUCUUGGCUGUUGGGUUCAUUGAGAUGGUAUUUUACCCCCGCGACUGACACAUGGCGAGCAACUAGACGUGCUGAAUAUUGAUACUUAUGGCUGCCGAAAUGUGAUCCAUGGGAAACCUGGGUCGCCGCGCUCACAGCCCGCACGUCACCGCCCUGACAUCAGCACCCGGCUUAAAAGCCCGCGGCUCCGAGCCGUGUAAACACACGCGGGCACACCUUCGUGUGGGCGCGUCGGGACGCCAACAGGACAGAAGAAUCACCUCGGUGCAGUGGUGCACUUCGUGCUCAACCGGACGCCGGACAUUUCAGGCUCGUGCCAUUCAAACAUGGAGCAGUUUGAGUUGCGCCCAACCUCGUAAACUUCUUGCACUUGUCAACCGCCGUGCGCUGUUGCUCCUGACGAUGAUCAACGACACGCUCGCGUUCGGAGAACUGGCGGCGAACGCGUCUGGGCCGCUGACUCUUCUCUCCAUCAGCCGCAACCACAGUGCGCUGCGGCUGGAGUCCAAGUCUCUGGUCACGUCAGCCACCAUGUUCGCCGUGGGAGUGCUGGGGAACCUCAUCGCCGUAGCUGUGCUGUGCAUCUCCAAAAAGGAGCAAAAGGAAACCACCUUCUACACGCUGGUCUGCGGGAUGGCCAUCACAGACCUGUUGGGCACAUGCUUCACCAGCCCGGUGGUGAUCGCCACAUACGUAGCCAAUCGCUGGCCGGGAGGAGUGCUGCUCUGCCACUUCUUCUCCUUCUCCAUGCUGUUCUUCGGCUCCGCCGGGAUGUCCAUCCUGUGCGCCAUGGCCGUGGAGCGAUACCUGGCCAUAAACCGCGCGUAUUUCUACUCCCGGCACAUUGACAGGACGAUGGCGCGCUUCGCGCUCCUGGUCACCUACCUCGCGAACAUUGUUCUGUGCAUCAUGCCCAGCUUCGGCUUCGGGCAGCACGUCAGACACUUUCCCGGGACCUGGUGCUUUCUGAACUGGAGGGCGGUGGAUCCGCUCGGAGCCUGCUACUCCUUCCUGUAUGGCGGCGUGAUGGUGGUGCUGAUCACGGUGACCGUGUUUUGUAACCUGGCGGUGUGCAGGUCGCUGGUGGGCAUGAACCAAAGGACAGGGAUAGUGAGGACGGAGUCGUGUGACCCGGGAGCUUCACGUCGCCUCUUCCCCCGGCUGCAGUCGGUCACCUCGGCGGCGGAGAUCCAGAUGUUCUGGCUUCUGAUCUUCAUGACCAUCGUGUUCCUGGUUUGCUCCAUCCCGUUGGUGGUGCGAAUCUUCGUCAACCAGCUUUACGGCCCUGCGUAUAUUUCGGCCGGGGGGAAGCCCGAUUACCGCAGCGACUUGAUGGCGAUCCGCUUCGCGUCAUUCAACCCCAUACUAGACCCCUGGGUGUAUAUUCUGUGCCGGAAGAACCUGCUGCUAAAGGGCUGCGAGAGGCUAAAGAGGACGGUGGCGCACGCCAGGGACGGCCGCGGAGACAACGUGGGCUGGGUCGAAGGUCAACACUCGCCUCCGUCUUUGAAAAGCAACGACACCAGUUACGCGUCGUUACGCACAGCCAGCUACAGGAACGACGUGGAGCAACACGUGUCGACCAAAAACGAACCCUUCACGGACGUCGCCAUGAGACAAGCGUGGGAGUACGACACCGCCCGGGUCAACUUCCACCCGUUCAGCGUCGAGUCCACCGCCGAUUCCAAACAGGAGGCGGCGGCGAAGUUGUGUCCGGGACGCGGCCCAGCGCGCGUGAGAGGAGUGGACAUUGUCACCUGCACGUUCAGCACACCGAGCUCCUGUCAGUCGGCCGAAGGCCUCUGAUUGGACAUCCGCCACCUGCCAACACAGGUUCAGAAAUGUUUCAAAGUCUGGCAGCUCUUCCGUCUCCACAGCAAACUGGCACUCAUUCAUUUGACUGUGAGAAAAACACAUCUCUCUGAAUACGAUUCACUGCAGCAGAAAGGUCUGUUCAAUGAAUGUACUGGCUUUAUUUUCAACGCUUUUAAUUCAUAUUCUAGUGUAACGGAGGACCGUGCAGUAUGAAGCUUUACCUUUCCAACGUAUUUUCGUGUCCAGUCAUUCACGCUGAGCCCAGAAAACCACUGGCUUCAUCCUCAUCCGUAACCAAACUUGGUGGAUAUUGAAGGUUGCACAGUAUCAAUGGUAGUUUUUUUUAGUCUUUGUUGUCGAUGGAUCUGCUGAAAGUUCACAAUCAGCAUCGGAUGAAGCGUGUGGUGAUACAUUUCCAUCAAUGGAAAUGUAUAAUAUAAGUAUUAUACCCCAUGGGUACAAAUGUCUGACACUCUCCAGAGUUUGAAACACUGCAUGAGUUCAUGUGUGUCAUUUACAAUACAUGUUUAUUCAGAGGCCAAUGUGUUGUCCUUACACUGCAUCUCAUGCCCUUGUUUUAAAUUUACAAGCUGCUAAUUCACUCUGUGCCAUUCAACAGUGUUGCAUGAUGCAGGGAAGACUGAAUCUUGAAUGUUGUUAAAUCUCGUUUCAUAUUGCACAUCCCCAUGUUAUGUUUAUGAUAUGUACAGUUGUACACCUUUUUUUUUGAAAGGAAAAAAUAAACAUAUUGUUGCUGUAAGCUGUAUGAGCUGUGGUGUUUUGACGUUUGCCGGAAGUGUUGAUGGGUCUGUGCAGAGAAAUAAUAAAGUGACACUGAG